Erigeron canadensis is the source of this 1571-nucleotide messenger RNA. RefSeq names its product probable ADP-ribosylation factor GTPase-activating protein AGD11. Bases 124 to 1317 code for a protein of 397 amino acids. The record is from RefSeq and is a predicted model, not a curated record. Gene Ontology annotation, molecular function: phospholipid binding; GTPase activator activity. NCBI's taxonomy places the organism in Eukaryota, Viridiplantae, Streptophyta, Magnoliopsida, Asterales, Asteraceae. The transcript has 9 exons.
CACAUAACAACAACAGAAUAUAGAUUUUGGAUACAUCAUCAUUGCUGCAUUUUGAUAUUUGAAGCUAAAAAAAUAAAAAAAUCUUAAAAUAUGUCAGAAUGCAGAUGAUGAAUAUAAAGAUAUAUGAAAUGUUGCUGCAUUGUUUUGAUUUCUGAGGAAAAAAUGUCUAAUACUAAUACCAUGCACAAGAAACCGGCUGAUUCCCAUAAUGUAUCAGGCCCACAAGAAACACUGGCCGGUUUUAUUGCUGAAUCGGCUAAUAUGGUCUGUGCAGAUUGCGAAACUCCAGAUCCAAAAUGGGUAGCUGUAAACUUUGGAGCAUUUAUCUGCAUCAAAUGUUCAGGUGCACAUAGAAGUCUUGGUGCUCAUAUAUCAAAAGUGUUAUCAGUCAAUUUAGACGAAUGGACACAUGAAGAAGUCAAUACCGUAAUAAAAUGUGGUGGAAAUGGCAUGGUGAAUGCGAAAUAUGAAGCUUCCAUCCCCGACAACUGUAAAAAACCAAAACCGGAUUCUUCUAUAGAGGAGCGUCUUGACUUCAUCAAGAGAAAAUACGAGAUGAAAGAAUUUUUGGACUUCAAUAAACAGAUAUGUCUUCAUCCAUCUCCAUCAGCGUCAAACUUGCAAUGUGCUUCAACAAACUUUGUUGGUGCUAUCAUGGACAAGAAGAAUUCAAACAAUGUCCGUAUGCAUAGUAUUGGCCAAGCAUUUCGAAAUAGCUGGCGAAGAAAAGAUACUGAAAACAAGGCUCCUGUUGCUGCUACUACUACUGCUACUCCUGCUGAAAACAAGGCUCCUACCACUAAGAAGAGUAACUCAAUGGCAGGUAUGGUUGAAUUUAUUGGUCUGAUAAAAGUCAAUGUAGUCAAAGGCACCAAUCUAGCUGUUCGAGAUAUGAUGACGAGUGAUCCGUAUGUUAUCCUCUCACUCGGAAACCAAUCGGUGAAAACGCGGGUCAUAAAAAGCAACCUUAAUCCUGUCUGGAAUGAAAAGCUGAUGUUAUCAAUUCCUAAUAACAUUCCUCCUUUAAGAGUGCUUGUUUAUGAUAGAGAUACAUUCAAAGCUGAUGAUUUUAUGGGUGAUGCCGAGAUUGAUAUUCAACCGUUGGUUUCUGCAGCCAAAGCAUCUGAGAAUUCCAAACAAGAUGAGUCAUCAAACCGAACUGACAAACAGGCAGCAAACAAAGACAACAUCCCGGUCAAAGACGGUGUUAUCACAGUCUCAAAAGGGACGGUGAAGCAAGAAAUCGCUCUCAAGCUACAAAAUGUUGAGAAGGGUGUGCUACAAAUCGAGCUUGAAUGUGUUCCUCUUACCCAAUAGCUGAAUGUGAAGCUGUGACACAACUUUAAAGAAAAGUAUCUCAUAGAUAGAUUUAUUCUUAUAUAAGAAUUUUUUCUUUUUUUUUUGUGUUAAGUAUCAUGGUUCAGUGAUUAGUGUGAUCAAUAUUCUGCUACUAUUCUUAUGUCUGUAUCAUAUUUGAACACAGUUAUUAGUUUGUAACAAAUCGUUAAUUUGUAUAUUCAAGUCUUGAAUUUGUAACUUAGAUCUGUUUAUGGGUACGAGAAUAAAAUCUU